Messenger RNA from Lodderomyces margitis, 3276 nucleotides. RefSeq lists its product as uncharacterized. Gene Ontology annotation, biological process: protein import into nucleus. NCBI's taxonomy places the organism in Eukaryota, Fungi, Ascomycota, Pichiomycetes, Serinales, Debaryomycetaceae. Bases 1 to 3276 code for a protein of 1091 amino acids. The record is from RefSeq and is a predicted model, not a curated record. Gene Ontology annotation, molecular function: nuclear import signal receptor activity. Gene Ontology annotation, cellular component: nucleus; cytoplasm. The transcript has a single exon.
AUGAGUGUGUUACCAGCAGAUGCCAACGCUGUCUUGACACAUUUACUCGAAAAUUUGUUGUCAACAGACACUAGCUCACGUGUAAAUGCAGAAAAAUCACUCGAUCAGGAGUGGUCGACCAAACAGAAUGUGGAACUUUUGUUAGUUUUCUUAGCCGAGCAGGCAACAGCGGGAGCCAAUGACACCGUCAGGGCGUUCUCGGCUGUUAUGUUUAGACGGAUGGCCAUUAAAUCGCCAAAGGAAUUAUCUAGCGUGACUGAUAGGACGAUAGGAGUAAUUGGAGAUCCAGCUAAACAACAAAUUAGAGCAAUUUUGUUGCAUGGGUUUUCAGCCCCACAAUCGAAUCAAAUCAGACAUAAGUUGGCCGAUGCCAUUUCCGAAGUGUCAAAGGACGACUGUUCGCCUCCAGGCACUUGGAACGAGUUGGUCCCUGCUUUGUUCCAAGCAUCCAAAAACCAAGACCCAAGUUUCCGUGAGUCUGCAUUUAGAGUGUUUUCUGCAUCGCCUGAAUUGGUCGAUCAGUCAUUUAUAAAUGAGGUCUUGCCUAUCUACACUGCCGGUUUUGAUGACGAAAACGAUAAUGUCCGUAUUGCGGCAUGCUCUGCUUUUGUUGCCUUUUUCAGGGAGUUGCCAAAGAACGUAUGGCCUAGUUUGUCCCCAUUGUUACCAAAUUUGCUCAAUUCUUUACCAAGAUUUUUGCAAAGUGGGCAAGACGAAGCAUUGGGAUCUGUCUUACUAUCGUUGGUUGACUUAGUGGAGCUUGCCCCCAAAAUGUUUAAAGAUAUGUUCCCUACAAUAAUAGACUUUUGUGCAAUGGUGUCCAAAAAUAAAGAUUUAGAGUCUUCGACCAGAAUGGCAUCGUUGGAGCUCCUCACAACUUUUGCCGAAGUUUCACCAGCCAUGUGUAAGCGCACUCCAUCAUACACUGAACAAAUUGUGCUUAUUACUUUGUCGAUGUUGACCGAGGUUUGCAUUGACGACGAUGAUGCCGCGGACUGGAACAAUAAAGAUGACACAGAAGACGACGAGGAGGAGCUGGAGUACGAUGCAGCUAGGCAAUCAUUGGAUCGAGUAAGCUUGAGGCUCAAUGGACAAUCUUUGGCUGGUCCAUUAUUCCAGUAUUUGCCCACCAUGAUGCAAUCUCAAAACUGGAGGGAACGCCAAGCUGCUUUGAUGGCAUUAUCUUCGGCAGCUGAGGGGUGCUCUGAUGUCUUGAUGCUUGAAAUUCCAAGGAUAUUGGACAUGGUUUUACCCACUUUGAAUGACGACCAUUCAAGAGUACAAUACGCUUGUUGUAAUGCAUUGGGCCAAAUGUCAACCGACUUUUCUGAUUUAAUUCAAAGAACGUCUGGAAAUAGAAUAUUGCCAGCUCUUAUAUCAAAAUUGACAAAUAAGUCAGUUCCUCGUGUACAGGCACAUGCAGCUGCCGCCUUGGUGAAUUUCUCAGAGGCCGCUACAAAGGAGAUUUUGGAGCCAUAUUUGGAUGAUUUGUUGAACAACUUGCUUGUUUUAUUACAAUCACCAAAGAGGUAUGUGCAGGAACAAGUAUUAACAACAAUUGCCAUAAUCGCCGAUGCUGCCGAAAAGACGUUUGUUAAGUACUAUGAUACCUUAAUGCCAUUAUUGGUUAAUGUGUUGAAGACAGAUAUGGGAGAUGAAAAUAGAUUGCUCAAGGCCAAAUGUAUUGAGUGCUCAACAUUGAUUGCAUUAGCUGUCGGAAAAGAAAAAUUUGAACCACAAAGUCACGACUUGAUUCAAUUGUUGGGUCACAUACAACAAACUGCCACUGCCGACGACGACCCAGUUAAACAAUACUUGGAACAAGCUUGGGGAAGAAUUUGCCGCAUUUUGGGUAAAGACUUUUUGCCUUACUUGCCAUCAGUGUUGCCUCCUUUAAUGGUCACUGCGAAAGCAUCUCAAGAUAUUUCUUUGUUGGAGGAAGAUGAGGCAGAGGAGUACAAUAAUAACGAAGAGUGGGAUGUCAUUAAUUUGUCAGGAAAAUGGAUUGCCGUUCACACUGCAGCUUUGGAUGAUAAGGUGACGGCGAUGGACUUGUUGAGAACAUAUGCAAUUCAGCUCAAGGAGGAUUUCUAUCCAUGGGUCAAAGAGAUUGCUGAAGACAUUGCCUUGCCUGGAUUAGACUUUUACCUUCACGACGGAGUACGUGGCUCUGCUGCAUUGACCUUGGCCUCCUUGUUGAAAUGUACAGUAGCAGCAACCGGAAAGGACUCGCAAGAUACAUUGCUUCUUUGGUCGAAAAUUGCCGACAAGUUGGCUGAGGUUUUGAAAUCAGAGCCGGUCCCCGAAUUGCUUGUUGCUUAUUAUACUGCUUUGGUUGAAUCCAUCAAUGCUUUGGCACCAAACUCAAUUUCUGCACCGCAAUUGCAAGCAUUUGCCGUAUCGAUCAAUGCCAACAUGGUUGAGAUUUAUGAAAGAAUAAAGGCUCGCGAUAACGAAGAUGAUGAAUACACCGAAGAUGUCGAGGAAGACGAAGAAGAAUAUACUGACGAAGAGUUGUUGGAUGAAAUAAAUAAAGCGAUUUCAGCAAUUUUCAGAAAUGUCAAAGCCAACGCUUUGGAGAAUUUCCAAGUACUCAUCGUCACUGUAUCGACAUUUAUCAACGAGGAAAACACCAGUUUGAAACUUUGUGGGUUAUGCAUCGUGUGUGAUAUUUUGGAGCACGGUGGACCACACUCUAUAGUUUUCAAAGAAUCAUUCCUCAAUGUGUUGGCUCAUUCACUUUCUUCUCCGCAUGCCGGAGUACGCCAAGCCAGUUCAUAUGCAGUUGGAGUUGCAGCUCAAUAUGGUGGUGAGGACUAUGGAGAAUUUUGCGUGCACUGUUUGCAGCCAAUGUUCAAGAUGUCGUCCGUACCAGAUGCUAAGGCCGACGAAAAUAUUCAUGCUACUGAGAAUGCAACAUCAGCAAUUGCUAAGGUAUUGCACACCUUUUCCUCAUCAAUACCUAACUUGGAUGCAUUAGUAGAUCAAUGGAUCAAUCUUUUACCUAUUGUCCAAGAUGAUAAUGCUGCUGCUUUUGCUUAUGUAUUCCUUAGUAGUUUGAUUGAUAAUAAUCAUCCUGCUAUUGCCAAGAAUAUUUCAAAAGUAGUGGACUCGGUGAUACAGGCGUUGGCUAAUGCAUCAAUAGGCGGUAAUACCGCUCACAAAGUUGUGACUUCAACUAGGCAAUUAUUGGGUUCAAUCCCUCAUGAUAAGGCCAUUGCAUUACUUCAAGAGAAUCCAUCUAAUAUGGAUAUUGUUAAGGAGUACUUUAGUUAG